AUGGAGGGCGGCGAGCUGGGCGUGGAGAACAUGGAGACCCUAACAGAGCUGGGCGACGAGCUUACCCUCGGCGACAUCGACGAGAUGCUGCAGUUUGUCAGUAACCAGACAGGGGACUUCCCAGAUCUGUUUUCGGAUCACUUGUGUGGCACCUUCCAGGGCAAUGGCAGCAGCAGCAGCAGCAGCAGCGGGACCCUGGAGCCGCAGCGGUCAUACAGCCAGGUGCAGCUCCAGCCCUUCCCACCAGCCCCUGCCUCCCCCCAGCUCCAGACUGUACCAGUCAAAGCGACACAGGCAACACCUCCAGCCCCUCCACGUUCAGCCCCUCUCCUUCAGCCCCGGCCCCCGCUCCAGCCUCAGCCUCAGCUCCAGCAGCAGGCUGUGAUGAUUGCACCAACGUUCAGCUCUGCACCUCAGACCAGGAUUAUCCAGCAGCCAGUGAUCUACCAGAAUGCAGCCACAAGCUUCCAAGUUCUCCAGCCUCAAGUCCAGAGCUUGGUGACAUCCUCCCAGGUUCAACCAGUUACAAUCCAGCAGCAGGUGCAGACCGUGCAGGCCCAGCGAGUGCUAACACAGGCUGCCAAUGGUACCAUCCAGACAUUAACACCAGCCACAGUCCAGACAGUUGCUGCCCCACAGGUCCAGCAAGUUCCAGUUUUGGUCCAACCUCAGAUCAUAAAAACAGACUCCCUUGUGCUGACAACCCUGAAAACAGAUGGUAAUCCUGUCAUGGCUGCAGUACAGAACCCAGCGCUGACAGCACUCACUGCUCCCAUUCAGACCACGGCUCUGCAGGUACCGACCCUUGUUGGGAGCAAUGGGACCAUUUUAACAACAAUGCCAGUGAUGGUGGGACAAGAAAAGAUGCCUAUCAAACAAGUUCCAGGGAGUGUCAAGCAGCCAGAACCACCUAAAGAAGGAGAGAGGAGAACAACUCACAACAUCAUUGAAAAGCGUUACCGGUCGUCCAUCAACGACAAGAUCAUUGAGCUGAAGGACCUCGUCAUGGGGACGGAUGCCAAGAUGCACAAGUCUGGAGUCCUGAGGAAAGCCAUUGAUUACAUUAAGUACCUGCAGCAGGCCAACCAUAAGCUGAGGCAGGAGAACAUGGUUCUGAAGCUGGCUAACCAAAAAAACAAGCUGUUGAAAGGUAUUGACCUAAGUAGUCUGGUUGACAAUGAUGUGGAUCUGAAGAUAGAUGAAUUCAACCAGAAUGUGCUGCUGAUGUCUCCUCCAGCCUCUGACUCGGGAUCCCAAGCUGGCUUCUCUCCCUAUUCCAUUGAUUCGGAGCCAGGAAGCCCUCUCCUUGAUGAUGCAAAGGUUAAAGAUGAGCCUGACUCUCCUCCUGUGGCCCUUGGUAUGGUGGAUCGCUCUCGCAUGCUCCUCUGUGCUCUCACGUUCCUUUGCCUUUCCUUCAAUCCUCUGACAUCCCUCCUGGACUCCCGAGGAAGCCCGGAGUCUGACAGCCUGGUGCGCCACGGCUCGGGCAGGAACGUGCUGACCAUUGAGUCAGAUGCGGGUGGUUGGUUUGGCUGGAUGCUGCCCACGCUGAUCCUGUGGCUUGUGAAUGGAGUGAUUGUGCUGAGCGUGUUCAUCAAGCUCCUCGUGCAUGGGGAGCCAGUGACCCGGCUGCACUCGAGGUCCUCGGUCACCUUCUGGAGGCACCGCAAGCAAGCAGACCUGGAUUUGGCACGGGGGGAUUUUUCUGCUGCUGCAUCAAACCUGCAGACCUGCCUGUCAGUGCUUGGCCGGGCACUGCCGGCCUCCCGCCUGGACUUGGCCUGCAGCCUGUCCUGGAACGUGAUCCGCUAUAGCCUGCAGAAGCUGGCGCUGGUGCGGUGGCUGCUGAAGAGGACCUCUCCUCAGUGGCGGGCAAGGGAGGCCAACGCAGCCUUCGAGGAGGAGGCCAAGACCAGCGCUCGGGAUGCGGCUCUGGCCUACCACAAGCUCCAUCAGCUCCACAUAACAGGUAAACUUCCCUCCAGCUCAGCUUACUCAGGCUUGCAUAUGGCCCUGUGUGCUGUGAAUCUGGCCGAGUGUGCAGAAGAAAAGAUCCCACCCAGCACAAUGGCAGAAAUCCACCUGACAGCUGCAGUCGGCUUGAAAACCCGCUGUGGAGGCAAACUUGGCUUCUUGGCAAGCUACUUCCUAAGCCAGGCUCAAAGCCUGUGCAGCUCAGAGCGGAGUGCCAUCCCUGACUCAUUGCGCUGGCUCUGUCACCCCCUGGGACAGAAGUUUUUUGUGGAGCGAAGCUGGACAGUGAAGUCUGCUGCAAAGGAGAGCCUGUACUGCACCCAGAGGAACCCUGCUGAUCCUAUUGCACAAGUUCAUCAGGCAUUUUGUGAGAACCUGCUAGAGCGAGCAGUGGAUUCACUUGUGAAGCCUCAGACUAGGAAAGAGGUAGCAGGACAAGAGGAGGAGGAGCCAUGCGAGUUCUCCAGUGCCAUGGAGUACCUGAAAUUGCUCAACUCUUUCUUGGACUCGAUGGGAAGUGGAGCCCCACCCUUUGCCAGCAGUUCUGUACUCAAGUCUGCCCUGGGCCCCGAUGUGGUGUGCCGGUGGUGGUCAGCGGCGGUGGCGAUGGCGAUCGGCUGGCUGCGCGGGGACGAUGCGGCCGUGAGGUCACACUUCGCAGACGUGGAGCGCAUGCCAAAGUCCCUGGAGAUGUCAGAGAAUGCCCUGGUGAAAGCCACCUUCUACGUCUGUAAAGCUAUGCAGGCCUCACUGUCUGGGAAGGCAGAUGGACAGCAGAGCUCCCUGGGUCACUGUGAGAGGGCCAGCAGUCACUUAUGGAACAGCCUCAACAUGAGCAGUGGUGUCUCCAGCACCAUCCUCAACAACAUGAUCCAGCUGCUGGCCUGUGACUUGCUGCUCUCUCUCCGCACCAGCCUGUGGCAGAAGCAGGCGAACGCCAGCCAGGCUCUGGGUGAGACCUACCAUGCCUCAGCCCCCGAGCUCACAGGUUUCCAGCGGGACCUGGGCAGCCUGCGCAAGCUGGCCCAUGGCUUCAGGCCUGCCUAUCGCAAGGUCUUUCUCCACGAGGCCACUGUGCGCCUGAUGGCAGGUGCCAGCCCUACCCGCACCCAUCAGCUGCUGGAGCACAGCCUGAGGCGACGCACACCACAGAGCAAUAAGCAAGGGGAACUGGACACGCUGCCGGGCCAGAGGGAGCGAGCGACAGCCAUCCUGCUAGCCUGCCGCCACCUCCCCCUCUCCUUCCUCUCCUCCCCAGGCCAGCGAGCAGUGCUGCUGGCUGAGGCUGCCCGCACCCUGGAGAAGGUGGGGGACAAACGCUCCUGCAAUGACUGCCAGCAGAUGAUCGUCAAGCUGAGUGGGGGCACAGCCAUCGCUGCCUCCUAACCCCGGCAUGGGGUCACCCUGUGCAAAGACAGCCUGGUCACCCGUCAGCCUGGACUUCCCUUCUGGAGCUUAAAAAUGAGGAGGAAGAAAAAAGAAAAAAAAAAAGUGCUAGGCUAGGGCUGUG
This is a messenger RNA of Indicator indicator, 3484 nucleotides long. It is a transcript of the gene SREBF2, whose product is annotated as sterol regulatory element binding transcription factor 2. The transcript has 19 exons. Gene Ontology annotation, biological process: positive regulation of cholesterol storage; positive regulation of transcription by RNA polymerase II. Gene Ontology annotation, molecular function: protein dimerization activity; RNA polymerase II cis-regulatory region sequence-specific DNA binding; DNA-binding transcription factor activity, RNA polymerase II-specific. Lineage: Eukaryota; Metazoa; Chordata; Aves; Piciformes; Indicatoridae. The record is from RefSeq and is a predicted model, not a curated record. Gene Ontology annotation, cellular component: nucleus. The coding region runs from base 1 to 3360 and encodes 1119 amino acids.